Molecule: messenger RNA, 2149 nt
Organism: Synchiropus splendidus (mandarinfish)
Lineage: Eukaryota; Metazoa; Chordata; Actinopteri; Syngnathiformes; Callionymidae
Gene: otpa
Product: orthopedia homeobox a
Exons: 3
Coding region: 59-1063 (334 amino acids)
Biological process (GO): regulation of DNA-templated transcription; neuron differentiation
Molecular function (GO): DNA binding; DNA-binding transcription factor activity, RNA polymerase II-specific
Source: RefSeq, a predicted model, not a curated record
UUUGUCUCCUAAAGUGGUUAGCGCGGUCGAGCGUCGGUGCCGGGGGGAGCGGGCCGCCAUGCUCUCUCACGCCGACCUGCUGGACGCUCGCCUCGGUGAGUUGUCGUCACCAAACUCCGGUCUUCAACUCUACUGGAUGAAGGACGCGGCCGCCGAGCUGCUCGGACACAGGGAGGCGCUCAAGUGUCGGCUCGGAUCGCCGGACCAGGGUCACUCCGCGGAGCUGGGACCCGGUCCGGACGGAGUGGAGGGAGCGACCAUGCUGCCCGGAGAUGAGAUCAACUCCGGAGGAGGCGCGGGAGGAGGCGGCGGCGGCGGGGCCUCGAACCCGGUGCAGGUGAAGGAGCAGGACAAGCAGCAGCAGAACAGCAACCAGAACCAGUCCGGAGGAGGCUCGCAGAAACAGAAGCGGCACCGGACUCGGUUCACUCCCGCGCAGCUCAACGAGCUGGAGCGCAGCUUCGCCAAGACCCACUACCCGGACAUCUUCAUGCGGGAGGAGCUGGCGCUGAGGAUCGGUCUGACCGAGUCCAGAGUGCAGGUUUGGUUCCAGAACAGGCGCGCCAAGUGGAAGAAGCGCAAGAAGACCACCAACGUGUUCCGCGCCCCGGGGACGCUGCUGCCCACGCACCACGGCCUCUCGCAGUUCCCAUCCGCGGCGGCGGCAGCGGCGGCCAUGGGCGACAGCCUGUGCUCCUUCCACGCCAACGACACCCGCUGGGCCACGGCGGGCAUGCCGGGGGUGUCGCAGCUGCAGCUGCCGCCGGCGCUGGGCCGCCAGCAGGCCAUGGCCCAGUCCCUGUCCCAGUGCAGCCUGGGCGCCGGACCCCCGCCCAACUCCAUGGGCCUGUCCAACAUGUCGUCCAACGGCUCGGGCCUGCAGUCGCACCUGUACCAGCCCACCUUCCCCGGCAUGGUCCCGGCCUCCCUGUCCGGACCCACCAGCGUCAGCGGCUCCCCGCAGCUCUGCAGCUCCCCGGACAGUGACAUGUGGCGGGGCACCAGCAUCGCGUCCCUGCGCCGCAAGGCUCUGGAGCACACAGUGUCCAUGAGCUUCACCUGAGCCGGACCCGCCACUGACUCAAUCACGGACCAGAGGGGGCGCUGUUUAACACUUUCACCGAGCCACGUUGAGUCGAAGGUGUGAUUUAUGAGUUCGCAUGUGAUGAUUUGUUUUUUUGCUGGGCCGCACAGGGACUUGGACCGGUCACGAGAUGAUGUUAAAAUGUUUGUGAACUGGCGCACGUCCAAACUUUUUGUUAACGUCAUUGUCCAUCCAUUUUGAAUGAGUUAUUUAUGACGAGUCAGGACUCGAGCUUCAGUUCCGCUGGACCUUCCACACACCUUCCUCCUCCAGGGCUGCGAAAAAGACGCUGGAUUUCUAUGUGUUAAUUUAUCAGCUUUAUUUAUGUUCUAUUUAUUCUCAAGCAGAUCUGUUCGUGUGUAAAAAAAAAAUGCCACCGUUAAUAAUGAUUGAGAUAAUCAGAUCCAGGGAGCGCGUGAACGCAGGAUUUCUCACGGGUCCUUAUUACAACUGCAUUAUCAAAAGGUAUCUAAAGGUUCGUGAUGCCUACAAGACACAUGACAUAUUGCUCCUCUGCUCGUGACGUUAUGGUGCAGAUGUUGCCAGCGACCGUUUGUCUGACAAAACAACGGCACAUUCUGCGAGGAGCUGCUGUACCGUCAUGACUGGAGUAUUGGAGCAGUGCAACUUUGCAAGGUUCACGCCUUGACUUCAUCCUCAUGAGUUUCAUCAUCGAUAUUUUCGCGACAUAAAAUCCCCGAUGAAGAACCCGAUUUUGGUUUAGCACCAUAACUGUCGUUACACUUUGAUAUUUUCCAAUCGUUGUUGGGUUUGUUCUGUGAAUCUGAAGACAAUAAAAUGAAUAUACAUUUCAUGGACCGAAAAUAUUCUCUCAUUCUAAAUGGAGAAACAUUGACAGGUCAAAGGGUACAGACAAAACGAACCAUGUGGAAAUACAUGUGUAGGUUUACAAAAAAAAAAGAAAUGUAUUAAUGUGAUGUUUUAAAUUAAAAUUCAUUCAAACAGCUAUCUUUAUGUUUUUUUAUUUUUAUUUUUAAAUAGAAUUAGGCAUCAUGGUUUGAAAAUGUUUUAAACAAUUAGGUGUCGAAAAAAAAGACAAAAUGU